AUGAAUUCUUCGGAGGAGCCAUUACGUCGAAAUGGAAUUGCACCUAUCAAACCGGAAUACAUUAUCAAAAAAGAAGAUAUAAGGCAAAAACUCGCCACAGAAGCUACUUCUGAAGAUACACAGGAUAUUACAACAUCUGAGGAACCUCCGAAAAAGAAGAGUCGAGUUACAAGAACACGUGAAUCAAAUAAACGAUAUAAGGAGCGCGUAGUAAAGACUUUUACUGAAGUCAAACGUUUAUGCCAUAAAACUGCAAUUGGAGAGGAAUGCGAUUUUGAUCA
Molecule: messenger RNA, 281 nt
Organism: Racocetra persica
Lineage: Eukaryota; Fungi; Glomeromycota; Glomeromycetes; Diversisporales; Gigasporaceae
Source: the annotation of a GenBank genome assembly